Molecule: messenger RNA, 1424 nt
Organism: Gossypium raimondii (Peruvian cotton)
Lineage: Eukaryota; Viridiplantae; Streptophyta; Magnoliopsida; Malvales; Malvaceae
Exons: 5
Coding region: 101-1141 (346 amino acids)
Source: RefSeq, a predicted model, not a curated record
UAACGCCAUGCCAUUGCUUAUUAAAUCGUAACAACCCAGCAAUUACCCAUUCAUUACCAAGCUUUCAUAUUUUCUUGCUUGCUUUUCUCUGUUCUUUCUCAUGGCUAAAGUUUUAGACGACGCUGAGUUUUGGCUUCCGUCUCAGUUUUUAACCGACGAUGAGUUUUGGUUUGGGCUUAAUUUUCCGGUUGAGUCUGUGGUGGGUUCUACUGAAACAGACAGUGAUGAAGAAGAUUACCUGGCUGAGUUAACUCGUCUAAUGGCCCACUCUACUCUCCGGAACAACCAUGCGUUUGCCUCUCAAUACUCCAAGGGACGGGUGUUGCCCAGUUCGCCUCAAUCGACUCUAUGUGCGUUAAGGAGCGGUUGUAGCUGCAAGCAAGGGCCUCAUGGAAGCUUUAACUGUCAAUCUCGAGUUUCAUCGCCGCUGGGAAGGUGGGAUUAUGCGGCGGUGGCAGGGGAAGUGGCAAGCAUGCGAGAGAAUAGAGAAUCAUCGUACGGUGGAUUCACCAACAGAGGUCUCUUGGGUCCACCGGCAAGAAAGUCCAUUGAUGUUUCUGGCUUUUACCCUUUUCACCAGUCACUUUCUCACCGCAAUUUGCAGGCCAGUCAAGUUCAACAAUUGAAGCAACAACAGCUAAUGAAACAACUGAAACAUCAACAUCAGUAUCAGCAGAACUACAGCCUUGUGUUCCAAAACAAAGGAAGGAAUAGUAAUAAUAAUAGGCCUUUGGGUAUGUCUCCAUCUGCAUGGCCACCUCUACAGCCACAAAACGGGUCCGGUAUGCGGGCUGUUUUCUUGGGGAAUCCAAAUGGUAAAAAGGAAUGUACUGGAACUGGUGUUUUCCUGCCCAGUCAUAUUGGUACCCCUUCUGAAUCCAACAAGAAACCAGCUUGUUCAACUGUUCUACUUCCAGCUAGAGUAGUUCAAGCCUUGAACUUGAACCUUGAUGAGAUUGGUGCUAGACCCAAUCUUCAUCCUGGGUUCAACACAAGUUUCACUGCUGAUAAUGAUGCUGCUGCUUUGAAGCUUCGAAGUGGUGGGACUGGGAAUGUUUUUUCAAGUAAGAAACAGCACAACUCAAGGCCUCACCAAGGGAUCAACCGUGAAGUUCAGUUACCACAAGAUUGGACUUAUUGACUCAACUUUGCAUAUGGUUGUUGACUAAAUUAGUAGUAUAGAUGACAUAUAUAGGUUUUUAGGGUUAGGUUUAGAUGAAAAUCAAUAAUUUUCUAGUUUCCAGGAAUGAUGGUGAUAUAUAUAUAUAUAUAUAUAUGGGGUUGCAGCCAGAUUUUGUUCAUUACUUUGGGCUUAGGGAAAACCAGUUAAAGCUAUAGGAAGAGGUUACUCUUUUGUAAUCUGGGAAUAAGUAUAUGUUGUUGAAAGUGAAAAUGUUAAUGAAAUGAACGAGGUUUUAUUACAA